This is a messenger RNA of Homarus americanus (American lobster), 4251 nucleotides long. Its product is annotated as small glutamine-rich tetratricopeptide repeat-containing protein beta-like. Gene Ontology annotation, molecular function: Hsp90 protein binding. The transcript has 6 exons. The coding region runs from base 153 to 908 and encodes 251 amino acids. The record is from RefSeq and is a predicted model, not a curated record. Lineage: Eukaryota; Metazoa; Arthropoda; Malacostraca; Decapoda; Nephropidae.
UGAACCAUUGUUAAGAUGUUGCAAGCACUAGUGAAUCUCUUUAUAUAACAUUUCUUUUAUAUUGUAGUGUUUUAUAAGACUAUUACUUGUGUAUAAGAGGUUAUAAGGGAAUACCUAGUUUAGUUCGUAUUCCACCUCACUGGCGGUCGAAGAUGUCAACAAGUACAGAAAAAGUGACGGAAUUACGUGAGAGAGGAAAUGAAUGUGUCCGUGCUGGUAAUUAUGCCGAGGCAAUAAUACACUACUCGCAUGCAAUCAAGAUAGAUAGUUCGUCGCCACAACUCUACAGUAAUCGUUCCUAUGCUUUUCUCAAGCUUCAACAGUACUACCAUGCCCUUGAAGAUGCUAAUGAAGCUAUACAACUUGACCCUAAGUGGGCAAAGGGAUACUUUCGUCGAGGAGAAGUCGAAUUUGCAACUAGUCAUUUUGCUGAGGCGUUGGAAUCCUACCGUCGUGCUUCCCAGCUGCAAAAUGACCCCACCUUACUGGAGUGUGUUUUGAGAGCUAACAGGGAGAUGACUCGCCAGCAGAAGGUGGACCAACAGACUCCUUGGGUUGGUGCAGGUAUUGGGCUCAUCCUGGGAGUGUUGGUGGUUGUAGGAGAUGCAAUCAUUGCCAAGGAAUCAAUUCUCACACAUCCUGUCCUACAGUCCAUGGUAACUAUCAUGCUCUCUCUCCUGGGCCUGGGGCUCGGCUACUGCUACCGAAUGUAUAUACAAAACCAGCGCAAGUCAUUAUUAGAACCUCCACUGGACUUUCUAGGUGUGGAAGAUGGUGAUACAAGAAAUGGAGUCAGUGGAGGAAGAGAAAAGACUAGUGAAGGAGGGGGUGAAGGGGAGGAGCGGCGCCACCACCCAAGAUACAACAAGGCCCAGGCCAGACAACGCUACAAGAAGGGCAAGUCAUAGAGAUGUGCUGAGUCAGCUAUAGGUUCUGUUGUACGUAAGUGUAGGAGAGUCAUUUUCUUAGAACUGUACUGAAGGUCAUACACAUUUUUAAUAGGUAAGAACUUAUACAUUUCCACUGUUUCAUAUCCCAGAAAUUGCUAAAGAGUAACUUCAAGAAGCAGAAUAAACAUUGAGGGCAUAUUGUUGAUGUGAAGUUUGUUAACCAUUUUUGUACAUAUUCUGAUCAGUAAAUAACCAGAACAAAUUUAAUCUGCAACCUUGAAGUGAUCCUUAGAUAACACAAAAAUGAAGGAAUAUGUGAUAAUGUAGGACUCUUAUAAACUUGAUAAUAUGCAAAGAGAGUAGUUUACAACCGGUGCUGCAACUGCCAUUUAAUGCAGCUGUUUUGGUCGGUUGUGGCAUCACCAAGUUGUGAAAUAAUUAUGUUCCUAUGGUGUAGUCACUGCUGUAUGUUAUGGACUUUUUUCCUUGCUCACUACUUUAUUACAGAUCUGUAGGUUAUACACUUUUGAAGUUAGAUAGAAUAUUGUUAUCACGUUUAACACGUCUCGGAACUUUGUUAUCGUGCACUCGUCAUCUUCCCAAGCAUGCUUUGAUAUACUGUACAUGUAAAGUGAUGAGAGAGGAAUUUACAUAUGCUGAGGUUUUUGGGAUGGGAAGCAAUUUUAUUAAAGGUAGAUUUUAUAUCUUUGGGGUCAGUUUUUUCAAGUCUCAUUCUCCACACUUAGUAUAAGUUAUUGACGGAUUUGGUUGAAUGACGAGAAAAUUCAUUGUAGAGGUGUUUCUGAAGUACCCAUUCAGUCGUGCCUUGAAAUGCAGUACCAUACCUUGGUUGACUAGUCCUCAUCACCUGUUAGGCAGACUCAACAGUUGUAUCAAAAACCUGAUCUUUUAGAGUGAGCUUCUUCUCUAUUCUUUGUAUUUUCUUAAACAUAUGACCAAAGGCUGCUGGGUCGUAUUGGCACCAGUUGGCAUAGGUCCUAGUGUUACAUAAUCUUGGCCAUUAGGAUUUGGGCUAUGUAGAUAGUACCCCAGUAUCUGAAUUGUUAGGUUAGGUUGGGGCCAAUUAGGACUAGGCCCAAUUUGACCAGUUACUAGAUUCAUUCAUUAUUUCUGCUGACAAACUAUUGUGCAUAAAGCAAUGUGAAAUUGUAACUUUAUGUGGUCAUUAUGAUACGGUAUUAUGCAAGUCUUUUAUACACGAGACCAAGAUUGUUCUUGUUUCGUCAUAAAGUAUGUAACUUCUGUAUCUUUUAAUUUGUAAUUCCUAUUGUUGAUUAGUAUUAAUAGUCCUCGUGCAGUUCUACAGAGUUUUCAUCUUGAUAUUCCAACAGUCACACUCUGAUUCAUUUUCUGGUUUACUUGUCACUUACUGAUUCUUUGUGUGACUUUCUGAUUCACGACUUAAUCACUCUGCUUCACUUUUUUGUGAUUCACUCUCUGAUCUUCUGUUGAUUCAAAUUUUUUAAUUUUUAUCCGGAUCAGUUUUCCAGUUCACUUUCCGAUUCACCGUCAAAUUUGUUUUCUAAUUUACUCUAAUGUAUGACUCCUGUUCUUCUUGUCUCCCUCUUUUAUUUACUACCUCUCCUCCACUACUGAGGAUGCCAUUUUAAACAGUUAUUAAGUUUUCUCUGUAAACAAUUGUUAUUGUUGAUAUUUAUUAGUAUAACAACUGUACGCCCCCUAAGUGGAUAGGAAAAUGCAUGUUAGGAUCGAUCAUCUGACAUUUUACACUUGUCUCUAGGAUUUUCCAUUUGAUAUUACUGUAGUUAUAAAGUUUAGUGUAUGUGAGGAAAAAAUUUGUGAAAUGUGGCUGAUGUAUUGGAUAGAUGGGACCACAUAGAUCAUGGGAAGGAGAAUAGGGAUGGUAAGGGAAGCAAGUGGUGAUGAGGCAGCCUGGGGGUUCUUCUGUCAUGGCCAACCUCCACAUCCUCCCACCUCAUCAGAGCUCCCUGAAGGUGUGAGGCAUCAUAGGUGAAAACAAGGUUGAACUAAAAUAAUAGGCACAUGCAGGGCUGGCCUUAGGAGGUGCGGGACCCAAUUGGGAACAAUUUUGGUGGGCCUCAUUUAUGGGUCCGUGACACAAAAUUAAUCAGCUAGUAGUAAGAUCCAAUCAGCUGUGUUUACACUGACGGAAGGGAAACUCACACCAUGAGAUGGAAACAAACGUAAAUCUGACGACCUCUAGAAACUUUGGUCAGUCACCAUGCCAAAGAAAACAUUUUUUAACAAUGCGGAGUAAACUCAAGGAAUCUGAGGCCCUCAUGUCGCAUGUAUUACCAAACCUUAGAGAUUUACCCCAUUUGGGAUAAUUUACCCCUAUCCCCUGACCCCUUUUGUAAAACUUAAAUACUCAAGUCUGAAUAUAGGCCUACUAUUUAUUUUGCAACAGAGAUGUGCAUGUGCAUGAAGAUGUAAUACAGGGGUAUUGCAAUUUAAUCACAUGAUACUGUUAAAAGAAAAUACUAUAGGUUUAUAGAUAUUUAAAAGCUGUUACACGUUUAUUUACAUAUUUGUCUUCUUAAUUUUUUUCAGAGAAAUGAUUUUUAAUGCUGUUCUGUAAUUAACGUUUUAUUUAAUUCAGUUACAGACAAAAAAUUCAAAACAUAAACAGUAUAAAUAAACACUACAGACUUUGUAAAAAUUCAUAAGAAAUUAUAAUAAUUGCUGUUCUCUGUAGAACCUGCAAUGUGGUGUUACAUAUAUAUUGCAAUGAUGUGUUGUGUGUACUUGACAAGCCGAGAGUAGAUUACUCUAGUGCGGGGCCCCCUUAGGCGCGGGGCCCAAUUGGGAUCAAUUGGUCCAAUUGGCUUAAGGCUGGCCCUGGGCACAUGUUAUUGCCUUAAGACAGAAAAAUGCCAUAAAUGUUGAUUACCGGUACAGCCUUGGGGCCAGAUUGAUUGCUAAAUAGUUAUACUGUAGUUGAAAAUAACUCUUCCCUAACUUGCUGAAUAGUUUUGUUUGGAAAUAACUUUUAAUGUAACUUGAAGAAACAACGGUUAAUUUUAGUUUCUAUAGUCGAUCAGCUUGUUUUGUUUUUUCCUUAAUUUCAUUAUUAUCAUGUUGCUGUUAAUUCUUGUACAUUGGUGCUUCUUUGUCAGCUCCUCUCUUUUAUUCUUACCACUUGUCUUAUUGAUGAUCCACAUUCUAAAAUAAAAGAGUAAAUGUAAUUGGCUGUUAGAUAGGUAGAUAGAAAAUUCCACAGACGGGUGUAGAAUAACAGAAAAUCCACAAUACUGUAGUGACUGUUUUUCUAAUGUUGUAUUUAUAAUUCCUUUGAUCUGGUUGUAAUUUAUGGGAAUGAUUGCAUUCGUAUCUUAUAUAAAUUAUAUUGAAUUGGUUU